This is a messenger RNA of Camelina sativa (false flax), 859 nucleotides long. RefSeq lists its product as uncharacterized. Gene Ontology annotation, molecular function: fatty acyl-CoA hydrolase activity. Lineage: Eukaryota; Viridiplantae; Streptophyta; Magnoliopsida; Brassicales; Brassicaceae. The record is from RefSeq and is a predicted model, not a curated record.
UAUGUGAGCCCUUGAAAAUCUGAUUAAAAAAGAAAAAAGAAAAACAGAGAGGAAACAAAACUGGUGGAGAGGCACAUCAUCCACUCACUAUCCUUCGAAUUGAAUUCCAUCCCGAAAGAAAAAGAAGGAAUGGAUCUAGAAUCGGUGAAACGUUAUCUAGAAGGGGAUGGAGAAGAAGAGAAGAAGACAAAAGUGGCGAAUUUGCCACACAGAUUCCUGGAGAGAUUCGUAACGAAUGGUCUCAAAGUGGAUCUCAUCGAGCCUGGCCGUCUCAUUUGCUCCAUGAAAGUCCCUCCUCAUCUCCUCAACGCAGGGAGUUUCUUACACGGGGGAGCAACGGCGACUCUGGUGGAUUUGAUUGGAUCUGCUGUCAUUUAUACAGCCGCCGGAGUUACUCAUUCUGGUGUUUCUGUCGAGAUCAAUGUCUCUUACCUUGAUGCUGCUUUUCUCCAUGAAGAGAUAGAGAUAGAAUCAAGAGCAUUGCGUGUUGGUAAAGCUGUUGCAGUUGUUAGUGUUGAGCUGAGGAAGAAGAAGACUGGUAAGAUCAUUGCUCAAGGUCGCCAUACCAAGUACUUUGCUCCUCGUUCCAACCUUUGAUCAUUACUUACUCCUAUUUUUUCUAUAUUCAAGAACAAUUCAUUUGCAUAAUUUAUCUUUCUUAAAUAAAUUGUUCGGUUUGUUUUAGUCUGUGAGAGAUCGAGGAUCAAUCAUGAGGUUUCCACUCCUUGUGUGAGAUUUACCCCCUCCCUUAGCUAGGAUCCUCCUAUGUGCAAAUAAAACCAAGUGAUGAUCUAUGUGUUUUUGUACUCUUUUUUCAUAAUAAUAAUACAAAAGUAUUUUGAACUAGAAGAUUACAUUA